Trypanosoma conorhini is the source of this 1905-nucleotide messenger RNA. RefSeq lists its product as uncharacterized. The record is from RefSeq and is a predicted model, not a curated record. The transcript has a single exon. Bases 1 to 1905 code for a protein of 634 amino acids. Lineage: Eukaryota; Euglenozoa; Kinetoplastea; Trypanosomatida; Trypanosomatidae.
AUGCCGCCUGUGAACUCGGGGUACACCUUCGAGGACUUCCUCAAGCGCCUGGAGCGCAGCCCCGUCACACACAUGUCGCCGCUCUACCACGAACACCGGGAGCUCUUCGUGCGUCGCCCCGAUAUGUUUUCGCGCGCCGUCGGCUCCAUCACGUGGGAAAAGGGGUGUGCGCUGCUUGACGCGGCGUACCACGCGCAGCCCAUCGCCCUCGUCACCUACCGUGCGCUGCUGGCGCGGAUGCUGCUGCACAACCAGUACGUGCGGCGCCGCGGCUCUGGGAACCUGGUGCCCUGGAGCGCCGCCCUGCGAACGUACUCCGAGGCGAUUCUGGCACACGGCAACGCGGUUCCGACGCGGAUGACGAUCUCCGCGCUUCGCCUCUUGGCCCCGCAGCGUCAGUGGGCGGCCGCCGUCGCACUGCUUAAGCUCAGCCAGGCCAACGAGAAGCUGACGAUCCCUAUGCUCGUCGACGCGGCCGGCUGCUGUGCAACUCCCUCGGCGUGGCAGACGGCCAUGGCGCUGCUGGGUCACGUGCACGCGCAGGCGCCUAACCUACUGCCCGACUGCAUUCAAAGUCUCCGGCCCGUGGGGACGGAUGCCGCGACGGUGAGCGCCGCCGCGAAUGCGCUGAUAUCUGACCGUGCAGGUCCAACCCCCGAGCAGAAGCGGGUGCUUGCGGUUCUAAGUGACGUGGUGGCCGCGGUGCCGUGGCAGACGGCCGUGUCCAACGAAAUGUGUACGUCGCAUCUCACGCACCUGGUGGCAAGCACGACGUACACAACGCAGGAGAAAACCGAGGCGCUUCUCUCCGCGACGCGGCAGCUUCCGUGCGAAGCGUUCAUGCAGCUCAUGAUGGCCCACGACGCGCCCGCGCUGGCGUCUUCAAGCGGCGGCAGCACACCACCGACACCGACACCGACACCGACAACGGCUACGGUGGGGGAGCAACCACGAAAGGCGCUGGAGCUUUCACCGCUGAACUCGCCUGUUGUCAGAGAGAGCUUGCAGUUGCUUGCCAAGGCACCCGAGACGGCGGUUCCUUUUCUUGCCACCAUCAUCGGCAAACUUCCCUCGGCGAAGACAGCGACAAGGUUUCUGAGCGAGGCGGCCACCAUGUACCGUGACACCCUCGCCACUGCAAUGUUGCGCCAUCCACUCGUUGUCUCGGCUCUGCUGCGGAAGUGUUCAGAGGAGGCGGAGUGGCGCCUCGCCUCUUCGGUGCUGCUUUCCAUGUCGCCGAUCCCGCUGCCUUGUGAGGUGGCCAGUGCACUCGUAUUGCAGAUGCGGGAGGCGCGGCAGCCCUCUUUGGUUGUAGACAUUCUCCAGAAGUCUUUUGUGCCGGCCAAAGUUGCCCUGACGCCGCAGGCCAUGGAGGCGGCGCUGGUGUGUGUCUUGGCACACAAUCGUGCCAUUUCCGCGUCAGACGCGCGCCGAACGCCAGAGACGCUGAAGAGGAAGCAGAUGUCACAGGUCCACUGGCUCUCCGCACUGAGCUGGGCGACGGAUUUGGUGCAGGACGAGGCGGAAGGGCGUAUCUUGCAAACGGGCUCUGCCGCUUCGUCCGGUGCUGUGAGCUACUCUCCCCCCAAGCUCGUCCCACGCCAGAAGCCCCUGUCGCCGCGUAUGCUCAGCCUUCUUAUUCACAUAUGCGUCGGCGCUGGUAACCCCCAGGGAGCUUUGCAUGCGAUGGGCUACGCCCGCGCCGUCGAUAAGACCGAGCUGGCGCAGUCCGAGGCGAUUCGCGCCCUUCUCUACUGCAUGAUGUAUGACCGCCCAUACGAGGCCGAGGCCAUUCUGAAGGAGGCAGAGAAAAAACACGGGAAGGAGCAGGCACAAUAUCUUGAGCGGUUACUGGUGGCCGUUCAAGAGGCAAAGCAGGAGGAGUCGGGCGCCCCUGAGCCCUAA